UAUCUGUCUUGAAGAAUGAUUGUUCUUGCAAUUGGAUUGUUUUUUCAGUCAGCAGCUCUCCUUUCUGUCGGGAUUCUAUAUGAGGGAUCGGCACAUCCCCAAACAAUGCAAAUUCUUCUGGGUGAAAUUGGUCGUAGGAGUGGAGGAGAUAAUGUGCUUGAAAGGGAGGGAUAUGCAGUUGCAGCUGGGUUUUCACUGGGAUUGGUUUCUUUGGGUCGUGGAGAAGAUGCUCCUGGCUUCGUGGACUCUUUGGUUGAUCGGUUAUUCCAGUACAUCGGUGGCAAGGAACCUCAAAAUGAGAGGUUCCAUCUUUUUGUUCCAUCUAUUGAUGAACUUAAUCAGAGUGCAGGACAGAUAAUGGACGGCACUGCAAUCAAUGUUGAUGUUACUGCACCUGGAGCUACCAUUGCCAUUGCUCUUAUGUUUUUGAAGACAGAAUCAGAGUUGGUUUAUUCUAGGUUAUCUAUCCCGCAGACACAUUUUGAUUUACACUAUGUUCGACCUGAUUUUAUAAUGCUCCGUGUCAUUGCUCGGAAUUUGAUAAUGUGGAGCAGAGUUCAUGCAUCUGAAGAAUGGAUUCAAUCUCAAAUUCCGGAGGUUAUUCAAAAUGGUGUGAAAGGCCUUGGUGAUACCAUGAGUGACCCAGAUGAGAUAAAUGUUGAUGCAUUUGUUCAGGCAUAUGUUCACAUAGUAGUCGGUGCCUGCAUUUCUCUUGGUAAGCCUAAGUUCAUAAGAAAGGGAUGCCCCCACAAGUAUGGCCGCCAAUGUUGGAUUGCUUUAGCAAGGCCAAUCAGCUCCCUUUCAUAUGCAGCUAAUUUUUGGCGACAAGCUGCCAACUGUCGGCUGAAACAUGUUAAGAAAUUUCCGAGUAAUCCUCCAGAACUUCUGGUAUCAUCUUGUCAAUUGAAUCAUCUAAUUCCAGAGUUGUUUGCACUGGUAAGCUUAGCUAUUGGUUUCUUGUUUAUUGGAGGUGGAAUGCAGACUUUUUCGACUAGCAAAAGUUCUAUUGCUGCUUUACUAAUAACACUAUAUCCGCGAUUGCCGACUGGACCUAAUGACAAUCGGUGCCACCUUCAGGCUUUUCGGCAUUUGUAUGUUCUUGCAACAGAAGCUCGCUGUGUUCAGACAGUUGAUGUGGACAGUGGUUUACCUGUCUAUUGUCCAUUAGAAGUUACUGUUCAAGAGACAGAACAAUAUGCAGAAACGAGUUUUUACGAGGUUACCCCAUGCAUUCUUCCAGAACGUGCUGUUUUGAAGGCUGUUCGUGUCUGCGGUCCUCGAUACUGGUCUCAAGUCAUCAAUCACAUUCCUGAGGAAAAACCAUGGAGCUCAGGGGACAAGGGUGAUGCACUUAGUUCUGGUAUUCUCUAUGUCAAGAGAAAGGUUGGUGCAUGUUCCUAUGUCGAUGAUCCUGCGGGGUGUCAGUCACUGCUGUCGCGAGCAAUGCACAAGGUGUUUGGUUUGACACGUUUGAGAGCUUCAGCUGCGAGUAGAAAUUGUCAAGAUGGUGACUUGGUAGAUCAGUUGAUCAGUACUUUCUCGUCUAACCCAAGCUUAAUUUCGUUUGCCCAGCUCUGCUGUGACCCUAACUGGAAUAGCAGAUCUGACAUUGACUUCCAAGAAUUUUGCUUACAAGUGCUAUUUGAGUGUGUAAGCAAGGACAGGCCAGCCCUAUUACAGGUUUAUCUGUCGCUAUACACUACUAUUGGUUCCAUGGUUGAUCGGGUUACUAGUAGUUCCAGCAAUUUACAGGACACACUCUUCAUCUCAAGUCUGAAGAUAGCACUGGCCUACAAUAAUGGUUUGCUUAGUAAAAGAUCAACAAGUUCAAAGGAGGGAAUCGUGCAAUCAACUUUUCUUGGUUCGGUAAAGAAGUGGGUGGAGAAGAUCCUUAGUUCAUCUCUGGAAUUUCAGGAAUUUUCUACGUACAUCAAGUCUGGAAGAUGGCCAACUGAAGAUUGUGGGAGAAGAGCCUCUACUCUUCUUUCUUGGUAUGUACAAUGGUAUAAUGUGCCAUCACCAUUCGAAGUUAAAAGAGCUUUGGACAAAAUCAACGCAGUUAGCACACCCUCUUCAGUCCCUCUUUUACAUUUGGUGUUCCCUAGGACUGAUGUUACUGUCCUCUGUGAGAUCAACAGAGUAGGAUUUUGCUCCCGGGGAUGAUAUUGGAAUAUCCUCUCUAAAUUUUAUUGUUGUUGUAAGUCUAUAUUCUUAAUUAUUAAUUUGUAACGAUAGUAUUGAGUUAAGGGACGGUAAUUGAGGUAUUUUUGGUAGGAUA
Capsicum annuum is the source of this 2278-nucleotide messenger RNA. RefSeq names its product anaphase-promoting complex subunit 1-like. The record is from RefSeq and is a predicted model, not a curated record. Lineage: Eukaryota; Viridiplantae; Streptophyta; Magnoliopsida; Solanales; Solanaceae. The coding region runs from base 16 to 2163 and encodes 715 amino acids. Gene Ontology annotation, molecular function: molecular adaptor activity. The transcript is spliced from 17 exons. Gene Ontology annotation, cellular component: anaphase-promoting complex. Gene Ontology annotation, biological process: protein K11-linked ubiquitination; anaphase-promoting complex-dependent catabolic process; metaphase/anaphase transition of mitotic cell cycle.